Messenger RNA from Talaromyces proteolyticus, 1704 nucleotides. RefSeq names its product thiamine pyrophosphate enzyme. Bases 1 to 1704 code for a protein of 567 amino acids. Gene Ontology annotation, biological process: L-valine biosynthetic process. The transcript is spliced from 3 exons. Gene Ontology annotation, molecular function: acetolactate synthase activity; flavin adenine dinucleotide binding; thiamine pyrophosphate binding. The record is from RefSeq and is a predicted model, not a curated record. Gene Ontology annotation, cellular component: acetolactate synthase complex; mitochondrion. Lineage: Eukaryota; Fungi; Ascomycota; Eurotiomycetes; Eurotiales; Trichocomaceae.
AUGGAAGCGCUGUCGCGCGCAUCCCAGACAAAGGGAGUGAAUUUUCCUCGCGUGAUUACAUGCCCCCAUGAGAUGGUCGCGAUGUGCAUGGCGGAUGGUUUUGCUCGACUCACCGGCAAGCCCCAAUGUGUUAUCGUUCACGUCGAUGUAGGUACUCAAAUGCUAGGAUGCGCAAUGCAUAACGCUUCGGUGGCCCGAUGCCCCGUCAUUGUGUUUGCCGGUCUCUCCCCCUUCACGCUUGAAGGAGAGAUGCCUGGUUCCCGGACAGAAUUCAUCCACUGGCUACAAGAUGCUCCUGACCAGAAACAAAUCGUCUCCCAGUUCUGUCGAUACACGACUGAGUUCAAGACAGGCAAAAAUAUCAAGCAAAUAUUGAACCGUGCCAUCCAGUUUGCUACCAGUGACCCCAAGGGACCAGUGUAUUUGACAGGGGCUCGCGAAGUGAUGGAGGAAACAGUUCCGCGAUACAAACUCGAUUCCAGCGUAUGGAAGGGCGUGGCGCCAACCGCACUACCUCAAGACGGCCUUGAGACGAUCGUUUCGCUGCUAGCAGUCGCUGAUGAGCCACUGAUAAUUGUUGGCUAUACAGGACGCGACCACGGCACCGUUCCGGAAUUGGUGUCCCUAGUCGAGAAUAUCCCUGGAAUUCGCGUGCUAGAUGGUCUGGGAAGCGACGUCUGCUUUCCACAGACCCAUCGAGCCUCCUUGGGAGUGCGAAUUGGUAGUCAUGAGCGCAUCAAGACGGCCGAUGUCAUUCUUGUGUUACACAUCGAUGUGCCGUGGAUUCCUACGCAGUGCAAGCCUCGUUUAGACGCCAAGAUUGUCCAUAUCGACGUUGAUCCCCUCAAGACUAACAUGCCGGUGCAUUACAUUCCUGCCCUUCAUCGAUACUCGGCAGAUGCAAAGACGGCGCUUCGGCAGCUCAAUAAAUAUAUCGCCAGUCACACGCAAUACUCCACGCUUCGCAUCUCGGAGCCGCACCUGUCUCGCUGGUCUGCUUUGGCAGCCGAACACCAAGAUCGCCUAAAGCGAUCUCAAAAACUCGCAUUGGCCUCUGAUGAACUCGCUUCUCCUUCAAUCUCUCAUCUAUGUGCAGCCAUACGACAACAAUGCCCCCAAGACACGAUAUACUCAGUCGAGGCUGUCACUAAUGCCCCUUUCGUCUAUGAGCAGUUGCAAGUAGACAAGCCCGGUCAUCUACUCAACGCAGGUGCUGGUGGUUUAGGUUGGUCAGGUGGUGCGUCAAUUGGCAUCAAGCUUGCUGCAGACUGGCUGGCCGGGGGGCAAGGAAAAGGCCAGUUCGUAUGUGAGAUUGUUGGUGAUGGUACUUUCAUGUUUGGUGUACCAGGAACUGUAUACUGGAUCGCUCGAAAAUACAAGUUGCCCACUCUGACAAUAGUCUUGAGUAACAAAGGCUGGAAUGCCCCUCGUGUUUCUCUUGAACUCGUACACCCAACUGGUUACGGCUCAAGAGUGUCCAACGAGGAGCUGAACAUCUCAUUUGCGCCAACCCCGGACUUUUCAGGGAUAGCCAAGGCUGCUGCCAAUGGAAACGCAUGGGCCGGCGUCGCGAGGACAGUUAAAGAUUUGUCAGUGCUCCUACCUGAAGCCAUCCAAAAUGUCCACAGCGGAAUAUCAGCUGUGCUCGAAGUCCAACUCGCAGGGUCCUGGGAGGAGGAGAAUAAUGUUCGGAGUCAGAUCUGA